This is a messenger RNA of Colletotrichum fioriniae, 1941 nucleotides long. RefSeq lists its product as uncharacterized. Gene Ontology annotation, molecular function: clathrin heavy chain binding; SNARE binding; phosphatidylinositol-4,5-bisphosphate binding. Gene Ontology annotation, biological process: clathrin coat assembly; clathrin-dependent endocytosis; vesicle budding from membrane. The record is from RefSeq and is a predicted model, not a curated record. Gene Ontology annotation, cellular component: clathrin-coated pit; clathrin-coated vesicle. Lineage: Eukaryota; Fungi; Ascomycota; Sordariomycetes; Glomerellales; Glomerellaceae.
AUGUCGAGCUCAUUCGAAAAAUCGGUCAAGGGGGCCACCAAGAUAAAGGCUGCGCCGCCCAAGACGAAGUAUAUUGAACACAUUCUUGUUGCGACACAUGCCGGCGAAGCGGGCGUGGGGGAGGUCUUUCGCGCCCUUCAGUUCCGUCUACGAGACUCGACAUGGACCGUCGUUUUCAAGAGCUUGAUCACCGUUCACCUGAUGAUCCGUGAAGGCUCGCCCGAUGUCACACUUGCCUACCUUUCGAGGCACCCGAAUACGCUUGCUAUCAGCAGCUUCACCGACGCCCAGACACAAGGACGGAACAUUCGGCAUUACGCCGGCUACCUCGCCGCGAGAUCCAAAGCCUACCGGGAAACGAAGUGCGAUUGGGUGCGAACGAAGGAGUCUAGGCUAGAGAAGCUCUCCGUCGACAAGGGCCUACUGCGAGAAACGGAGAUUCUUCAAAGCCAGAUUUCGGCUCUUUUGAAAUGCGAUGUUCUCGAAGGCGAAAUCGAAAACGAAAUUACAGUCACCGUCUUCAGACUGCUCGUGCUUGAUGUGCUGGCUCUCUUCCAGGCAUUAAACCAGGGAAUGAUUAACAUUCUCGGCACCUUCUUCGAAAUGUCCAAGGUCGAUGCCGAAAGAGCCAUGGCCAUCUACCGCACCUUCACCAAGCAGACCGAUUUCGUGGUGCAAUACCUCAGCGUCGCCCGACAGUACGAGCAUCAAACAAGGGUCGAGGUUCCCAAGUUGAAGCAUGCGCCGGUUAACUUGGGUCGCCAGCUAGAGGAGUACUUGAGCGACCCAGAUUUCGAAGUCAACCGGAGACAAUACAUUGCUGAGCAGCAGGGCAAGAAGAACAAGGUAGGAGGAGUGUCAAAGCCGACGACCAGCGCAUUCGACUCCAAACCUGCGGCAAACAAUCCUUUCCCGAGCAGUACGUUCCCGAGCACGAAUGGCUUGUCGCAGCCAAAGACCGAGACCGCCAAGGGCCCUGCCCCCGAUCUGAUCGACUUCUUCGAGUCUAUUGAGCAGAACCAGACAACCAUGGCGCCGAACGCACAACAGCACCAGCAACAGCAACAAAUGCCGAUGCAGACCGGUUUUGCCAACAACAGUCCCUUCCAACCGCAACCCACUGGAUUCCAGCAGAAUGGCUUUGCGCCUCAGCCGACAGGAUUUGUGCCGCAACAGACAGGCUUCGCUUCUAACCCGUACCAGCCGCAGAGCACGAAUCCGUUCGGCCAGCCUCAGCAGCAACAACAACAACAACAGCCGCCCCAGCAACCACAGCAGCAGCCAGUGGCUCAGCCAUUGCAGCCCAGCUUCACCGGAGCUGGGUUCGGAGGCUUCUCGCCCCAGCCUUAUCAGCCGGGUACACUUGGUUCAAUACCGCAAGACUCUGUGGCAAGCUUCCCGACAGGCAACACAGGCAUGCUGAGCCCUCAAGCCGGCCAGCAAAUCACCAAUCCUUUCCGGGCAUCCAUGCUGAUGGCCCAGCAAACGGGCAUGUCUACAAACACGGCAUUUUCGAACCCGGCGAGCCCCAACAUGCAGAGGCAGUCUACAAACCCCUUUGCCAGAUCCUCACCUCAAGCCCAGCAGCCAUUCUCACCGGCUCCUAGUAAUUCACCAUUCCAGACUCAGCCUCAACCUCAGCAACAAACACAGCAACUUCCCACGAUUGCUCCGUUGCAGCCAAUGAUGACUGGUACCAACCCAUUCGCCAAGAACUUCACCGGCUCUCAACUCCAGCAGCAACGGCCUGCAACUAGCUCUGGAGCCAUCGUGCCUCAACCAACAGGCACCACAAACCCCUUCCGCCAGGGCUCCUUUGUCAACCAUCAAACCGGCAUGGGCUGGCAACAUAACCAACAGCCAAUGGGUGGCGGACUAGAUACUCUCGAGACGACGCCCGUUUUCCCCCGACCCAUCCAGCAAAGCCCCUGGCAGACAUAA